This is a messenger RNA of Sclerotinia sclerotiorum 1980 UF-70, 2646 nucleotides long. RefSeq lists its product as hypothetical. The record is from RefSeq and is a predicted model, not a curated record. The transcript is spliced from 3 exons. NCBI's taxonomy places the organism in Eukaryota, Fungi, Ascomycota, Leotiomycetes, Helotiales, Sclerotiniaceae. Gene Ontology annotation, molecular function: nucleic acid binding. The coding region runs from base 1 to 2646 and encodes 881 amino acids.
AUGGAUAAGUUCAAAUUCAAGUACGAUAAUGUCGACGACGUCGCUAUUACGCUAUAUAUGACUCUACCUGUCUAUCGACGUUUCGGCCAUGCCUUCCUGAUGUGGAAGGUUAAACUCCAGAACAUCAUCCAGUACUCUAUAGAUGAUGGAGAGUGCCUACUUACAGAGGUAGAACUACGACGAAUUCACAGACGAUUCGGUCACCCAUCGGCACGCAAGUUCUACAAGGUACUCAAGCGUUCAGGACAUGACGAAGAUUUUGAGGCGAUCAAACAACUCACCAAGUUCUGCCAUCACUGCCAACUUCAUGGCAAGUCACCCGGCAGAUUCAAAUUCUCAUUACCUGACAAAGAUUACAACUUCAACCACUCCGUGCUGGUCGACGUACUUUACAUCGAUCGUGACCCAGAUAAACUGCGUGAAUGUUGGAUCGACACCUAUAUCGGUCCUCCAGAAUAUAUUGUUCACAACGCCGGCACCAACUUCAUAGCCAAGGAAUUCAAGCAGCAUGCGACCUCAAUGUCGAUUCAGACAAAGACCGUACCGGUUGAAGCCCACCAUUCUAUUGGUAAGGUUGAAAGAUUUCAUGCACCUUUACGAAGAUCACUCAAGAUCAUUCAGGAAGAAACUCAGGAUAUCGGUGUCAGCAAGGCCGCGAUGCUACAAAUGGCUGUUAAAGUUAUCAACGAUACCGCAGGACCAAAUGGAUUGGUACCAACACUCCUUGUCUUCGAGACUUGCAUUAUCGAACUACCUCGUGGACCAACAAGAUUCAGAUCUACAUCUGUUAAGCCGUAUUAUGAUGCGACUGAAGAAGAGAACAUCACUUUGCCAGAAUUUGGCACAGUUAUGUCGCCAGAAGAUCCAGAAGCACUACAGGGUCCACUACCGAACGCACUACAAGACGAUGAGGUACUCGACUCAAUCACAGUCAUACCACCAGAGGGCUAUACAUCCAACAAACCACCUCGCAGUAGUGCCCGAAAUGCUAGCGAUGUUGAUCAAUUCGAAUGCACUAGUCGAGACAUAUCAUCAUCUACACCUCAGAUUCGUGUCUUUAUGCAAGAACACACAGCACAGUACAUGACUGACUUACCUGAUCCAGUCAAAUAUAAGGAUUCCAGGAAGAAGGAGAUCGAGGGUUUGACGGAGAAAAGUGUGUUUGAAGUCGUGCCCAUAUUGGAUAUCCCCCCAGGUACACACAUAUUCAGAUCACGAUUUGUUGACGAAGUCAAGAAUGAAGGCACGAGUACUGAAUUCAGCAAGUCACGAUUGGUUAUUCAGGCAUAUAACGACGUUGAAAAGACUACCGUUUUGACACAAUCACCAAUUAUUCAACGAUCGUGUCAACGUAUAUUAGCAUCGCUAGCUGCCAGUACAAGAAAAGCAAGUGAUACAAGCGUGUACAUCCAAGACAUCACUCAGGCAUAUACUCAAUCAACAUCGAAUUUACACCGUACAUUCUAUGCUCACACUCCUGAAGAGAUGAAUUUACCAACCGGGAUGAUUCUACUAGUCAUAAAACCAUUGUAUAAUGUACCAAAGGCUGGAAAUCACUGGUUCAAGACCUAUCACACUCACCACUAUGAAAAGCUCAAGAUGCAGCAAUCAACGUAUGACCCCUGUCUCUUAUACACCAACAAUGAGGACACUGGAUUCGGUAUCGUAGGACUCCAGACAGAUGAUACACUCAUCGUCGACAACGAGAAAUUCAUUCAAGCCGAAGAAAAAGAGCUUAAGGAUGCCAAUUUCAUAGCUAAAGACCGCGAAGAACUUACUCAUGAUCAUCCACUAAAGUUCAAUGGUGUCACCCUCGCACUCCAAGAGGAUGACAUUUACCUUAAUCAGGAGAAGCAGUGCAUGAAUCUUCAAUCUGUCUCUGCAGAGUCUACAGAUAUUCAUGAUACCCGUGGUAAGGUUCGAAAGAACGCAUCUACACAUGAUCAAUAUGUUACACAACGAGCCCGAGGUGCAUACGUAGCAACUAUGUGUCAGCCCGAAGCAUCUUUCGACCUAUCAAUAGCAGCACAGACAACGAAGCCAGACAAAGACGACAUCACAGCGCUGAACAAGCGUAUCAAGUGGCAAAAAGAAAAUUCCUCCAGAGGACUGAACUAUGUUCCACUUGAUUUAGAUUCAUUCAAGAUCGUCGUCUUCGCCGAUGCUUCUUUUGCUAAUAAUAAGGACUAUUCGUCGCAAAUUGGCUAUGUAAUUGUAAUGAUGGACAAGCACAACAACGCCAAUACCAUACAUUGGUCAUCCAUCAAAUGCAAGAGAAUCACACACAGCGUCUUAGCAUCAGAGCUUUACGGGUUAGUUCAGGGAUUUGACAUCGAUGCUGCAAUCACAGCUACAGUCGGCGCCAUCCUGAAUCAGGAGACACCGCUGACUAUUUGCACUGAUUCAAAGUCAUUGUACAACUUACUCACGAAGCUAGGUACAACAAGUGAGAAGAGAUUGAUGAUCGAUAUCAUGGCACUUCGACAGUCUUACGAACGCAGGGAGAUUGUUGAGGUCAUAUGGAUCGACGGACCUACUAACCCAGCCGAUGCGAUGACAAAAGGGAAGCCAUGUCAAGCAUUAACUGAUCUCAUUAAUACGAAUAAGAUCAGCAUCAAGCCAAUGAAAUGGGUAGAGAGAGAGUAG